AUGUUUUCGUCAUCGCAAUCGACGGCGGUGCAGCUGGUGGACAAGGCGACGAGCGACCUGCUGGCGAGCCCUGAUUGGACGCUCAACAUGCAGCUGUGCGACCUGCUCAACGCCAGCUCCGGACAAGUGAAGGAUGUGGUGAAGGCAGUGAGGAAGCGCAUCGGCAGCAAGAACAGGAAGACGCAGCUCCUCGCGCUCACUCUCCUGGAAACGCUGAUAAAGAACUGCACGGCGUAUGUGCACCGCAUAGUGGCGGAGAAAGACGUGCCGGCAGAGAUGGCCAAGAUCGCCCGCAAGAAGUGCGACGAGGAGGUGCGAGUGCGCAUCUUAGAGCUACUGGACGUGUGGCAGGAGGCGUUUGGAGGGGCAGGCGGACGACCGGUGCAGUUCUUUCUGGCGUAUGACGAGCUCAAGCUCAUGCCACACCCAACCUGUCAACUUCCUCUUCCCCCUCACCCCAUCACCCCACCACCACCGGUCACCCCCUGCUCGCAGCGCAUGGGCAUGCCCUUCCCCCCCCGCGACCCCAACCGAGUGGUACCGGUCUUCACGCCCCCAACUCCUCAACUUCCUCUUUCCCGUCUCCCCACCCCCCCACCACCUCCCUCCCUUCCAUGCAUGCAGCGCAUGGGCAUGCCCUUCCCUCCUCGUGACCCCAACCGAGUGGUACCGGUCUUCACCCCGCCCCAGACGCAACCCACAGCCGCGCCCUUCAGCCACGCCCCUCCCCAGAUGUACCCUCCCCAGUCGUACCCUCCCCAUCCGUACACGUCCCGGGGCUAUGAUGGGCGGCCUGUGGUGAUGGGGUACCCUGCGGGGAGUGGGGGCAGGGGGCGCGGGGAGGGGGGAGGAGGAGAUCCCUCCGCAUGUGCUGCAGGCAACGACUGCCACCGCAAUGACGUGAGUGCUGGCAGGGGAGUGAUGGGUUGGGAAGUGCUGGGGUGGGUGGGGAGUGCUGGGCUGGGGAGUGGAGUGGGCGGCAGCCCUAGGGAAUGCGCGCAGCACAGUGGAGUGGACCUGCUGGGGGAGAUGCUGACGGCGGCAGACCUGGUGAAUGCGCGCAGCACAGUGGACCUGCUGGGGGAGAUGCUCGCAACGGUGGAUGCCAAUAACCCUGCGGCGGCCAGUGACGAGGUGAUAAGCGACCUGGUGGAGCAGACCCGCACGCUGCAGCAGCAGCUCACAGCCGCUCUCAACACGUCCACCGACGAGCAGUUUCUCUUCCAGGGCCUGGCGCUGAACGACGACAUGCAGAAGCACCUCGACCGCCAGAGCGCCCUGCUUGCCUCCUCGCUGCACCGCGGGGGAGACGGCCGCCACAGCGACAGCAGCAGUGGCGGCGCCUCUCCUCCCCGCCCGGGGGCCUACCAGCCCUAUCCCGGUCAGAAUGAGGGUCAGGGCGGGGGUGGAGUGGUGAACCGCGGGCAGCAGUAUGAUGAUUGGGCAGCAGGGGUGACGGCUGGGCUGCCCUUGGCUCGAUUUGAGAGCGACCAGACGGAGGAGGAGAAUGCGGAUGGAGGGCUGCGAAGGACCCACGGAGCACAGGCCUCUGCCUCCACUGCUGCUGCUGCUGCUGCUGCUGCUGCUGCUGCUGCUGCUACUGUUAAUGCAGGCCCGUCCUCUUCCCAACCAGCACAGACACAGACCGCCUCAGCAGGUCAAGCAAGUCAAGCAGGGCAGCCCCCACAGCAAUCUCUGGUGGCAGCACGAGCUGCAGCUGCUGCUGCAGCAGCAGCACCUGCCACGGCCGUCCCUCCUCCCACCCAGGACCUGCUCAGCCUCGACCUUGUUUCAAUCGCCCCUCCUCCCCAACCCCACCCCCCCACCUUCGCUUCCAAUGCUCCUGCCGCCUCCUCUUCUCCCUUUGACUCGCCUUUUGACGAGCCGCCGUUCCAAGCCACUGCUGCCCCUGGCCCCGCUGCUGGUGCUGUUGCUCCGUAUGCGCUCAACUCCUCCUUCCAGCAACCGCAGUACCAACAGCAACUGCAGUAUCAGCAGCAGCCACAGCAAGGGUAUGGUGGCGCGGGGGGGUAUGGCGGCAUGGGAGGUGGCAUGGGAGGAGGUAUGGGUGGUGGGAUGGGUGGUGGGAUGGGUGCGGGUGUGGGUGGGGGCAUGGGUGGUGCAUAUGGGUCAGGUACAGUAGUACCAGGAGGCCCGAACCAGCCUGCUUCGUACGUGGUGCCCUGGGCUCGUGUUGCUCAAAGUGCCAGCCCCCAGCAACAGCAUAAUAACCAGCAGCAAAACUACCAGCAGCAGCAGCAGCAGCAGCAGCAGCAGCAGCAGCAGCAGCAGCAGCAGCAGCAGCAGAGUCCAGGGGGGGCUGCUUUGAGUCCGCAGCAGCAGGCGAUGCUGUUCGGUGGUAACCCACCCCCCAUGAACCUAUCACAGCAGGGAGGAGCGCCCUCGGGUGGAGGGAUGGGUAUGGGGGGCUCGAGCACGUAUGGGCCGAACCCCACUUACCCCUACCACCAACAGCAGCAGCAGCAGCAGCAGCAGCAGCAGAGGAGGCCCGGGGAAGUCGUGACAGGCCCUGCUGCUGAUUACGUGCAUGGGCAGGUGUUUAGAGGCACAGGGUAG
Molecule: messenger RNA, 2577 nt
Organism: Closterium sp. Naga37s-1
Lineage: Eukaryota; Viridiplantae; Streptophyta; Zygnematophyceae; Desmidiales; Closteriaceae
Source: the annotation of a GenBank genome assembly